CGCAGAGGAAGUGGUGGCAUUCUGUCUGACGACGUCUCCCGAGCAUGGUGCAGAAGCCACGGGGGCUUGGCGUCCGUCGUGGCUGGUCUACCUUGCUGGGCUCUUGUAAGAUAAAAGUGCGGAGAAGAGCCAUGUAUGCUGGCUUGACGCCCUUGGAGGAAAAACAGGAUAUAAAUCGACUGAAUGAACAAACAAUGAACAAUCAAUCAAAUGAACUCUUGACUAGAUGGUUCGUUGGUCCUCCCUGCCAUUGUUAUGUCCCAUCAGUAUAACGAUGCUGAAGCCUUAGCGCCUUCUCUCGCUCUCCUGUUCGUAUCCGUGGUGGGCUCUGUCGCCAGCUUCUGCCCCAAGUGUCCGGCAACUUCAGAUUUCCUUAACAAAACAAAGCUACAGAUAAUCUGGAUGAAACGGUCCGUGCAGGAACUAUAUGUCUCCUAUGUGACUUAUAUGGAUUUGCUCAAUCUGCGCCCAGUUUGUCAGUCGCCACUAGUUCCUGGGUUUUCAAGCAAAAAUAUAACUAGGGAGCCAGAGAGUCUGAUGCUGCAGGACCUGUACAGGACGUUGGCAAGUGCGCAGGAUUCCCUCCUAGUCCUCAAAGAGCACCAACUUUCAAACAAUCCAGAGCACGAGUUGUAUUACGAACUGGAAAAGUCUUCCCUGUCGCUAGCUGGGCUUCUUUCCAACAUCCGUUGUGCCCUUUGCCUACAGGGUGUUACUCCAACCAGGUUAGUUCUCCCUAAGAGGACUCCUGCCGUUUCGGGAUUCUCUCGGAAGAUUGAAGGAUGCCGCGGGCUCUGGAGCUACUCUAAGUUCAUUGGUCACUUGGCUAGGCUCUUCGGAAAGGAGUUUGCUAGAGGGAAAAGGCCAGGACAGCAGAAAAAGAGAAGUAGACAGAGACAUGCCACUUCUUUCAGACUGACUCAUCAAAAAUGACACUGUUCGAAGGAUGAAACAGAAGCGCAUGGAUUUCAUAAGUCCUUCACAGAAACAAUAAUAACCAGAGGUGCAUUUGCAUGCGGGUCCGACACAAACAACAAUGACGCCAUGGCCUCGAGACACCUGGAAGGGAAGGGACCUUCAAAUGACCCGGGCAGUUAUUGUCUUCCGGUGCUGACUAAACUCUCCGGUCUUCUCAUUUUGUCUCUGCCCGACGGGUCCUGCUUCCCGGUUUCUGACUCUCCUCGGACAGUUGCCCACCAUCCAGCCUCCCCAGAUGUGCUUCAUGGGGGAAACAACCACAGAGGGGGGGAAAAUAAGUCCUCCCUCCGGUCCUCACUGGCUCCUUCCUCAGCUUCUGUUGAGAAACCUCUUCCUGUUGACAUUUCUUGCCCAGGGUUUGACGGCGGCGACACGUGGCCACCGAGCUGCUUCUCCUGUUGGUUUUGGCAAAGGGAGCCACCAAUACAAAGGAGGCCAGGCCAAAGCACUUUUGCUGCCUGAGGCAAAGAGGGUGCUGCCUUCCCACCAUGUCAACGGCAAAAGCUCGUUGGAGGAGCCGUUGAGCAGUACCUCAACCCUGGUCAUGGAUCAAUAGGGGCCAUUAGGGAAGGAGUCCAGUUCAGGAGGGUCAGAGGAGACAUGGGGCAUAAAACGGUCCACCCAGCAGAAGGGGGCGACCCGAGGAGACUGGCCCCUUCAUAGCGUCUGAAGCAGGACAUGCCACGAACUUUCCUGAGGUCCCGGGAAUGGAAGGAGGCAGAGGGCAUCGCUCCGUACAGGAGUGGCCAAAGUGGGCUGGGGGUCUUGAUCCGUGAAGGUCUCUAGCUACCUGGCCACCCAGCGGGGCUGGGUCACCCCAUGUGGCAGAACCAAGUCCCUAUGGCUGGAAAUCUAGUGGAACCAGAGAUCAGCUCUGUAUUGGGGUCCAAGCAAACAAGGUCACGGAGCCCUGUCCAAACCUUUGGGCCGAAUGUACGGGAAACUAUUGUGCUGCUAGGUGGGCUCUGAUGAUCAGCUCCCCAUC
Molecule: messenger RNA, 1963 nt
Organism: Pogona vitticeps (central bearded dragon)
Lineage: Eukaryota; Metazoa; Chordata; Lepidosauria; Squamata; Agamidae
Source: RefSeq, a predicted model, not a curated record